UCAACCAGGAAACAGAGUUGUGAUGUGGCUAACAUGGGAUAAACCAGAAAUGGAUGUGCAAGUAUUUUCUGUUAAAACCAUCGUUUUGCUGUUUAAAAGCAUUAUUUGAAGAAUGAAAGGCUUCGGGUAUCAUCUUGCAAUUUGUCUUUUAUUGACGUGGCCAAAUUCGUGCGUGACAGAACGAGUUGAGAGACAAACAUCGUUAUUAGAUUUGCACGAGAGAGACGAUGUUGGAUUGGAACAGGAUCAUACAAUUAUUCCCGAUGACAAAAAAAUAUCACCGAGAAACGAAGGAAAUAUACCUGCUGCCAACCCGCAACAAGACGGCCACGCAGAGCAAUCAAUCAGCCUGUUAAACGACACAGAUAACUACAGUAAUGGCACCCUCCACGCUACCACUGUGGGUGUCAAGGCAACCCCUAAGCCAACCCCUAAGCCAACCCCUAAACCCAUCCUGCCAGGUGCUGGGGUCAAGGCCCAGGAGGAGGAACAGUCCAGCGGGAUGACCAUAUUCUUCAGCCUACUGGUCAUCGGUAUCUGCAUCAUAUUGGUGCACCUGCUUAUUAAGUUCAAACUGCACUUCCUACCGGAGAGUGUGGCUGUUGUAUCCUUAGGGAUCCUGAUGGGAGGCUUCAUAAAGAUCAUUGAGUUUCAUGAGCUAGCUAAUUGGAAGGAAGAGGAGAUGUUUCGUCCCAACAUGUUCUUCCUCCUGCUCCUGCCGCCCAUCAUCUUCGAAUCAGGAUACUCUCUACAUAAGGGUAACUUCUUCCAGAACAUUGGUUCCAUCACACUGUUUGCUGUCAUCGGCACGGCCAUCUCUGCCUUCAUCGUAGGAGGAGGGAUCUACUUCCUGGGACAGGCCGAUGUGAUCUACAAGAUGAGUAUGACAGACAGCUUUGCGUUUGGUUCUCUGAUCUCGGCUGUGGACCCCGUAGCAACCAUCGCCAUCUUCAAUGCCCUCAACGUGGACCCUGUCCUCAACAUGCUGGUGUUUGGAGAGAGCAUCCUCAACGACGCGGUCUCCAUCGUACUCACCAAUACGGCGGAGGGUUUUGCCCGGGAUGAUAACGCCAUGGUAACGGGCUGGGAGACGUUCCUCCAGGCGUUGGGAUACUUCCUCAAGAUGUUCUUCGGUUCCGCUGCCCUCGGAACCCUCACUGGACUCAUAUCUGCCAUCUUCCUGAAACACUUUGACCUGAGGAAGACUCCGUCUUUAGAGUUUGGCAUGAUGAUCAUCUUUGCCUACCUGCCCUACGGCCUGGCAGAGGGCAUCAAACUCUCUGGUAUCAUGUCUAUCCUGUUUUCAGGGAUUGUGAUGUCACACUACACCCAUCACAACCUGUCUCCUGUCACUCAGAUCCUGAUGCAGCAGACCCUCCGCUCGGUGGCCUUCAUGUGUGAGACGUGUGUGUUUGCCUUCCUGGGUCUCUCCAUCUUCAGCUUCCCUCACAAGUUUGAGCUUUCCUUCGUCAUCUGGUGUAUAGUGCUGGUGUUAGUAGGUCGGGCCGUGAAUAUUUUCCCUCUCUCCUUCCUGCUCAACUUCUUCAGAGACCACAAGAUCACACCCAAGAUGAUGUUCAUCAUGUGGUUCAGUGGUCUGAGAGGUGCCAUCCCCUAUGCCCUGAGCCUUCAUCUUGGACUAGAGCCCAUAGAGAAGCGCCAGUUGAUUGGCACCACCACCAUCAUCAUUGUCCUCUUCACCAUCCUCCUCCUCGGCAGCGGGACCAUGCCCCUCAUCCGCAUCAUGGACAACGAGGAGAGCCAAUCCCGACGCAAGAGCAAGAAGGACAUCAACCUCAGCAAGACGGAGAAAAUGGGUAAUGCCCUAGAGUUGGAGCACCUGUCUGAGUUGACAGAGGAGGAGUAUGAGGCUCAGAUCUACCAGAGGCAGGACCUGAAGGGCUUCAUGUGGCUGGAUGCCAAAUACCUCAACCCCUUCUUCACACGACGACUCACACAGGAGGACCUCCUGCAUGGUCGGAUCCAGAUGAAAACUUUGACCAAUAAGUGGUACGAGGAGGUCCGACAGGGCCCGUCUGGUUCUGAGGACUAUGAAGACGAGAUUGAGCUACUCUGAACCCAACACACACACCUGAGUGUCGAUGAAUGGGCGGAAGAUGAACAGGGCGUGUGUCCUGGAUUCAGAGUGUGUAUGAAAGGACAGGAGACCGCAGAGAGGAACGCUUGUGGAGGAAUACCACUUGUUUCUGUUUCUUCUGUGCGUUUCUCACCUGUGUGUUCUUGACCACUAAUGACUAGUGUCAUUCUCUGUGGACUAUACCACUCUGCAGCCCACCUCCCCCACCUCACACCACUACCACUCCCCUACACCAUUUGAUUUGAGCCAAUCGAAAAUGCACUGUCUGUGAUGUCUGACAAACCGGGUGAAGCUGGGAACUGGCAAUCACACGUGAAUUUGCCAUUAUACCAUGUAAUGAUACUGAAAUUGAUGUGACCAUAAGGCUUUUCCAAGUGCCAACAUGUUACUACUCAGCUGUACACAGUAACUACCAAUAAGGUGCAUUGAACAUUGAUUGAAUCGUGGCCUAAGGAUAGUGGCCAAAUUCUGACCCUUGUGUGUGUAUGUAGUUACAUGAAAUUUUACCAAGAAAACAGAAUCCAUGUAACUACAUUUUAUUUGACAGAGGUUUGGAGGACUAGGGUUACAAAAGCGGGUUGAAGGGAAUCAAAAAGGAACUCCUGUGAAGAGAGAGAGAAGCCUCUCUAGCAAAGCAAUAUUACAACACUUUUUUAUUGUUUAGUUCACCUUUCAAUGUGCUUUUACAUAUGCUGAUAACACAAUUUGAAUGUAUGCUUUAUAAACUGCUUAUAAGCAUUAUUGCAAUAAUUAUUUUAUUUUUUCAUAUGUAUGAUACCAGGUAAUAUUACUAUAUAACAUGAUUUAUAUAGUUAUAAUAAUAAUUUGAUUAUAAUUGUAAUAGUAGUUGAUCAACAGUUUAUAAGCAGGCUUUUUAAUAAGGAGAUAUCAGUGUAUUUCUUCAUGUGAAUCACUUUAUGAUGGAGACAAGGCACCAAUGAAUGUCUGGGUGAUGGGGGGGGUGGAGGUCUUGUGAAGUGUAUAUUUAUUUAUCUUUUAUAUUUAUUGGUUGAUCUAAUUUUAUUUGUUGCUGGGAUGAAGGCUUUUCUACAAACUCUUGUUCCACUGGGCAUUGCUGAAUAACACAUAAUGAAGAUAGAAAGUGGUAUUUUUCAUUUGAAAGAAUGUGAAUUAAAUUGGCUUAAAGUUAUACAUAAUACAGA
Messenger RNA from Coregonus clupeaformis (lake whitefish), 3261 nucleotides. It is a transcript of the gene slc9a8, whose product is annotated as solute carrier family 9 member 8. The coding region runs from base 113 to 2077 and encodes 654 amino acids. Gene Ontology annotation, molecular function: sodium:proton antiporter activity. Gene Ontology annotation, cellular component: membrane; Golgi apparatus. Gene Ontology annotation, biological process: regulation of pH; proton transmembrane transport; sodium ion transport. Lineage: Eukaryota; Metazoa; Chordata; Actinopteri; Salmoniformes; Salmonidae. The record is from RefSeq and is a predicted model, not a curated record. The transcript is spliced from 16 exons.